Molecule: messenger RNA, 970 nt
Organism: Tyto alba (common barn owl)
Lineage: Eukaryota; Metazoa; Chordata; Aves; Strigiformes; Tytonidae
Gene: MRPL47
Product: mitochondrial ribosomal protein L47
Exons: 7
Coding region: 48-782 (244 amino acids)
Biological process (GO): mitochondrial translation
Cellular component (GO): mitochondrial large ribosomal subunit; mitochondrial ribosome
Molecular function (GO): structural constituent of ribosome
Source: RefSeq, a predicted model, not a curated record
AGCCUUCCCUCUCCUUCCGGCGCCGGGCAUUGUGGGGGGCGGGAAUCAUGAUGGCCGCCCUGUGCCGGCGCUUCGCGGGCGCGUUGCGGCUGUCAGGAGCGCGGUCGGGCUGGACGGCGGCCGGCUUGCCCGGAUUGACGCUGAACCUGUUUCACAAGAACCUAGCAAAAGUUGAGCCCCUCCGUCAGUUGAAGCUUCUGCACACCACUUUGUCUCGGAAAGGUCUGGAGGAGUUUUUUGAUGAUCCACAGAACUGGGGAGAAAAAACGGUAAAGUCUGGGGAUGCAUGGAAUAUAAAGCAGUUAAGGGGCAAGAGUAGUGAAGACCUGCACAAACUUUGGUAUGUCCUACUGAAGGAAAAAAACAUGCUUUUAACUUUAGAGCAAGAAUCAAAACGACAACUCAGGCCUAUGCCAAGUCCAGAACGAUUAGAAAAGGUAGAAAAGUCUAUGAAAAAUAUAGACUUGGUUGUCGGAGAAAGAGAAACUGCUCUGAGGCUUUUACAAACUGGCCAUGAAAAACCAGUACCUGGCGAGUGGAGACAUGACUUCUUAGGACGCACCCACUGGUACACAUAUAAGGAAUGGCCAAUACCGUGGUACUUGAACAAAAAAUACAAAAAGAAGAGAUUCUAUUACUUACCUCAUGUGGAUCACUUCAUCAGGCUCAGACUUGAAAAAGCUUUACGUAGAAGGGCAAGAAGGCAGAGCCUAGACAGGACGAGGCAGAAGGUCUUGGAAAGGAAGUUCCCUCACCUUGCUGUAAAAUCUCAGAGCCAGUAACAUGCUGGAAGAGUGCUGCAAGCAAGUGGUUGAGUAUCUUUGGCUGGAACAUGAAACAAGUUCUGAAACCAGUGAAAACUCCACUGAGCAUUCCUGCAAGUCUCCAUUUUUUUUUUUUUUUUUUAAUCCUCCAUUAUGUCCAAAAUUAAACUUGUGAUCUGGAAUUAAAAAGCAGCUUUGGUGCAUAA